AUGGAGAAGCAUGAAGCCUUGAGUCUUAUACAGGCCUUGCGUGAGAAAUAUUUCAGUAUAAACUGGUCAACAGUUUUUGCUGUUGUGGUGUUCAUAUGCAUCACAACCCGGAUUCUCUCGGGGCUUCAGAGUCGACGUGAACGAGACCCUUCAAACAUACAGACGGUGCGACAAGCACCUUAUUGGUUUCCCUGGAUUGGACAUGGCCCUGCUUUAUUAUGGAAUCAUGUCCCCUUUUUUACAAGAACUCGAGAAUCGAUGAAUGAGCCGGUCUUUGGCAUUUACCUUCGCGGCAUGAGGUACACUGCUGUAACUUCGCCAUCUAUGAUGAAAACUGUUUUUUCUAAACCUGCCACAUCAACCAACCAGUUGCUUGAUCAGGUUCUGCAAAACGUCUUUGGCGACCGCAGCCUCAUCCGCAAUCUGGAUUUAGAUUGUAACCAAGGAGUUAGCGACCGGGCUUCUACCAUCCUCAGUGAGGAUGCUUUUGUCGCUGAAGCUUCGUCUACCAUGACCCGACUGGUGCAGCGCGACAUGCCAAAUCUGGUGAGCUUCUGUCGAAGUAUCGUUGACCAAUACCCCUGGGAGCGUGGAAUCAGUGGAGUGGAAGUUCCCGAUGAAGGGGACCAGACAGUUUGUGAGGCCAAUCUGUUUGCGCUUGUGAGCAAUUUUAUUGGUCAUGUCACUUCUACUUUCUUGAUGGGAGAGGCUUUUGUGGAAAAUUUCCCCAAUCUCUCGGAAGAUCUUGGAAGAAUCGAUGAUUGCUUUCUGACAUUGUUCGCUGGCACUCCUCGCUGGGUCCCGCACCCAGCAGCGUCAGCAGGGCAUGCGGCGAGUAAUCGGCUUUGCCACAUCUUUUCGAUCUUCCAUCGAGCUUUUACUGCUUGGGACGAUGGGAUUGACACCGGUGUUGAACUGCGUGAUCUUGACGAUGUCUCUGAACUGGUCAAAGAUAGGAUGCGAACUUUCCGCAAAUUGGAGCUAUCUCCAGGUGCCAGUGCUGCAGGGCACUUGUCUCUAUAUUACGAUCUGAUUGAACAUACCACCAAGAUCACUUUUUGGACAAUCACUCAUCUCUUUGCCGAACCUUCACUUCUCGAUCAAGUCCGCAAAGAAAUUUCCUCUUACGUGGUAGCUUCUAGACUCACUCGCGAGGAAACAGGCUUUCCCUUCGAUGAACCUCCUCGUCUCUCUCUGGAUAUUGAAAAAGUGCUCCCUUCUUGUCCACUAUUCAAAGCAUGUUACUACGAGACUGUGCGUCUCCAUUCAGCAGGAAUUUCAUUCAAGAAGCUGGCGUCCGACGUGAUACUUUCCGAGUCGGCCGAAGAAGCUGCUCAUGGCCAAGCUGAGCCCCGUACAUACCAAAUUGCAAAAGGCGAGGGUAUCAUUGUCCCCCAUGGUGCCCAUCACCAUGAUGCUCGGUACUUCUCAAACCCGGAGCAGUAUGACCCUCUACGAUUUCUUGUGACUGAUCCUGCAACGGGGAAACAGCGGGCUGAUCCAAGCAUCAUUGCGCCCUUUGCGGAUGGACUAUAUGGUUCAACCAACAAUGGCUUCACUGAGCGAGCUAUCUUGACUUUUAUUGCCGGUAUUGUGGCCUUGUGGGAGAUUGAGCCCACAGGUGGUAAAUCCCUCUCAGUUCCCGGGCACAGGACUAGCUGGGGUGCUUUCCGACCGACCAAGGAGCUGCGAGUGAAGAUAAAGUUGAGAGUGUAG
Penicillium coprophilum is the source of this 1716-nucleotide messenger RNA. RefSeq lists its product as uncharacterized. Gene Ontology annotation, molecular function: iron ion binding; heme binding; oxidoreductase activity, acting on paired donors, with incorporation or reduction of molecular oxygen. Lineage: Eukaryota; Fungi; Ascomycota; Eurotiomycetes; Eurotiales; Aspergillaceae. The record is from RefSeq and is a predicted model, not a curated record. The coding region runs from base 1 to 1716 and encodes 571 amino acids. The transcript has 2 exons.